AUCUACCGGAUUCCUCUCGACUGGCUGGGAGGAUACACAACCGGCAUGGCAGACUGCAUCGUUGUCAACAGCAAAUUCACUGCCGGUAUGAGAGAAAAAAGAAUCUAGCAUUGGCCCUGGAAGCUUUGCAUGAGCUUCGUGGGAGACUUGCUUCUCGUGAGUGGAAUGAAGUUCACCUGGUUAUGGCAGGUGGCUAUGACAAAAGAGUUCUGGAAAACGUGGAGCACUAUGAAGAGCUGAGGAGUAUUACGACGGAGCUUAGUAUUAGCGACAAGGUGACUUUUCUGAGAUCGUUCUCAGAUGAACAGAAAAUCUCCCUUCUUAGUAACUCUGUGUGUGUGCUUUACACGCCAAGCGAAGAACACUUUGGCAUUGUUCCUCUGGAGGCAAUGUAUAUGAGAUGUCCAGUUAUAGCGGUUAAUUCAGGUGGUCCUCUAGAAUCAAUCCUGAAUAACGUUACAGGAUUUUUGUGCGAUCCUCUGCCAACGCAAUUCUCUGAGGCCAUGGAAAAAUUUGUGAGAGAUCCUCUCUUAAAAGACACAAUGGGAGCAGCUGGGAGAGCCAGAGUUAUGGAAAAAUUUUCAUCAGAAGCAUUCUCAGAACAGCUGUACCAAUACAUAUGCAGAUUAACACAAUAAAAUUAUAUUCCUGUAUUAUA
This is a messenger RNA of Struthio camelus australis, 658 nucleotides long. NCBI's taxonomy places the organism in Eukaryota, Metazoa, Chordata, Aves, Struthioniformes, Struthionidae. The record is from RefSeq and is a predicted model, not a curated record.